Molecule: messenger RNA, 219 nt
Organism: Lodderomyces margitis
Lineage: Eukaryota; Fungi; Ascomycota; Pichiomycetes; Serinales; Debaryomycetaceae
Product: H(+)-transporting V0 sector ATPase subunit e
Exons: 2
Coding region: 1-219 (72 amino acids)
Biological process (GO): proton transmembrane transport; vacuolar acidification
Cellular component (GO): vacuolar proton-transporting V-type ATPase, V0 domain
Molecular function (GO): proton-transporting ATPase activity, rotational mechanism
Source: RefSeq, a predicted model, not a curated record
AUGAGUGGAUACACAGUUGUCAUUGUACUAGUUGUUGUUGUUGGUCUUUCAGCGUUGGCAUGGUUUUUUGCACCACAAGAAAACAGAACUGUCUUUAGAUCAUCGGUAAUAUUGGGCUUAGCUAUGUGUUAUCUCAUGUGGGCAAUUACUUAUUUGGCACAAUUACACCCGUUGGAAGCACCAAGGAGGUCAGAUUUGAGACCAGAGCAUCUGAAAUGA